AUGCCGUGCCCCAUCACCGUCUCCAAGUUCGUGGGAACGGUCUCCCUGGGCCUAUUGACCGGCCUCUCCUACGCAACCACAACCGUGACAAUCCCGUCCCUAAAACUCCUACCCACAUCCACCUCCGCCGCACGCUCGCUCGCCGAAGCCAAACGCCUCUCCCGCAGCCACUCUUUCCGCCUCACCAACAUCGCCAACACCACCCUGCUUCUCGCCUAUCUCGUCUCCCCGCGCCACCGCAAACAUCCCUACCUCGUGUGGAUGUGCCUGACUUCUGCUCUGGGCUCGUAUGGCGUCGACUACUGGUUCAACAGACAGGCCGGGAUUAAGAACUGGGUAGCCGGCAUUUGGCAGGAGAGUUGCUGUGCGCGUCUGUUCGGAAAGGGUGCGCAGGGGAAGAAGGAAGAGGAUAUUGUUGUUGUAGAGGCGGAGGAGGGGGGUGUGAAUGGGGAGAGAGUGCAGGAGGAGAUGGAGGAGGAAAGGGUUGCGCAUUUGGUGAGGGGGAUUGUUUCGGGGGUGGCGCUUGCGAUGGGGAUUGUUGGGCUUUGGGGGGACAGGAAGUGA
Messenger RNA from Aspergillus chevalieri, 564 nucleotides. RefSeq lists its product as uncharacterized. Gene Ontology annotation, biological process: autophagy of mitochondrion. Lineage: Eukaryota; Fungi; Ascomycota; Eurotiomycetes; Eurotiales; Aspergillaceae. Gene Ontology annotation, cellular component: mitochondrion. The coding region runs from base 1 to 564 and encodes 187 amino acids. The transcript has 2 exons. The record is from RefSeq and is a predicted model, not a curated record.